AUGCAGACGAAGCGCUUCUUGGGCCUCAAUGGCACCAAGCUUCAGAUCGCCAUCGGUCUGUUGGCGGGCAUGGACUUUUUGCUGUUCGGUUAUGAUCAAGGUGUGACUGGUGGUCUUUUGACACUCGACUCAUUCGUCAAAUACUUCCCCUCUAUCGACUCGACUGGAGCUAGCGCAACCAGUUCUGCUUCCACCCGUCAAGGUAUCACUGUCGCCGCCUACAAUCUCGGAUGUUUUGCCGGAUCAAUCCCGACCAUCUGGGUCGGUAACAUGCUCGGUCGUCGGAAGGCCAUUUUCCUCGGUUCCUUUAUUAUGGUUAUUGGUGCGAUUCUGCAAUGCACUUCCUACGAACUCGCCCAGCUGAUCGUGGGUCGUCUGGUCACUGGCUUUGGAAACGGUAUCAACACAUCUACCGUCCCGACCUGGCAGUCCGAGUGUUGCAAGUCGCAUCGCCGUGGUCAGAUGGUCAUGAUUGAGGGUGCGAUGAUUACCUGCGGUAUCACGAUUAGUUACUGGGUCGACUUCGGUCUCAUGUUUACCGACCCCAAUGAGGUAGCUUGGCGAUUUCCCCUGGCAUUCCAGAUCUUCUUUGCAGCAAUCAUUCUGGCCUUUGUCAUGUUCCUGCCCGAGUCCCCUCGCUGGCUCAUCCUGAAGGGUCGCGAGGAAGAGGCCCGCGAGGUUCUGGCUUGUUUGAUGGGCGAUGAAACCGAUGAGAUCUUUCUCGAUACCGAGUUCACGGCCAUCAAAGCCACUGUCUUGGAGAUGGCUAAGGGUUCGUUCCGCGAUAUGUUCACUAUGGGUCCAGAUCGUCACUUCCACCGUACGAUGCUCGCCUACGUCAACCAGAUGUUCCAGCAGAUUUCGGGUAUUAACCUGAUCACCUACUACAUUCCCACCAUCCUGCAAUCUCAAAUCGGCCUAACUGGCACUGUCUCCCGUCUUAUCUCAGCUUGCAACGGUACUGAGUACUUCGCUGCGUCUUGGGUGGCAGUAUUCACCGUCGAGAAAUUCGGUCGUCGUACCUUGAUGAUCUUCGGUGCUGUCGGCAUGUCUCUCUCUAUGGUCGCUCUGGCUGUUGCCGAAGCCGUUGCCGCCUCAAGCGAAGGCCAAAGGAAAACCUCUGCCAGUAUUGCUCAAGUCGUCUUCCUCUUCGUGUUCAACACUUUCUUCGCCGUUGGCUGGCUUGGCAUGACGUGGCUAUACCCAGCUGAGAUCGUGCCAUUGAAGAUUCGUGCCCCUGCCAACGCCCUGUCCACCUCCUCAAACUGGAUCUGGAACUUCAUGGUCGUCAUGAUCACACCCGUCGCAUUCGCCAAUAUCGGAUACAAGACCUACGUUAUCUUCGCCGUCAUCAACGCAUGCAUCGUGCCAGUCGUCUAUUUCUGGUUCCCAGAGACAACCAACCGUUCUCUAGAAGAGAUGGACCGCCUCUUCCGCAAAUCGAACAACAUGUUCGAUAUCGUCUCCCUCGCACGUAACGAGCCGCACAUGUACGGACCAAACGGUGAACUGCUCCGCACUCUCGACGACGUCGAAGAUGAGGCCGUUCGCCGUGCCAGUGUGCUGAGUAACCCGGCUAAAACUGCCGAGCGUUCUCACCACGAGCACAUGACUGAAAUCAAGGAUAGUGAUGGAGGUAGCAGUGAGGAGAAAUAG
Messenger RNA from Penicillium longicatenatum, 1656 nucleotides. RefSeq lists its product as uncharacterized. The record is from RefSeq and is a predicted model, not a curated record. Gene Ontology annotation, biological process: transmembrane transport; carbohydrate transport. NCBI's taxonomy places the organism in Eukaryota, Fungi, Ascomycota, Eurotiomycetes, Eurotiales, Aspergillaceae. Bases 1 to 1656 code for a protein of 551 amino acids. Gene Ontology annotation, molecular function: carbohydrate:proton symporter activity. The transcript has 2 exons. Gene Ontology annotation, cellular component: membrane.